This is a messenger RNA of Diorhabda carinulata, 1419 nucleotides long. RefSeq lists its product as uncharacterized. The transcript has 5 exons. NCBI's taxonomy places the organism in Eukaryota, Metazoa, Arthropoda, Insecta, Coleoptera, Chrysomelidae. The record is from RefSeq and is a predicted model, not a curated record. The coding region runs from base 198 to 1271 and encodes 357 amino acids.
AGACCAAUUAGCCCUUGUCAUAAAAUACUACUUUUUGUGUCAUAAAAGUGUAAUUUAAUUGAACAGUUAUUAUUUAGAAAUAAAAAUAGGUAUUAAUUGUUGGUGAAAAAUAAGUUAUAUAUUAUAUAUAUGUAUAUCUAUAGACAUUAGCAACCACCUGAUUCGUUUUGUUAUGUAGAUAAUUUUCGUAAACCAAAAUGGAACAUUUGGCUCAAGAUUUAUCCAUAGCUCUAGAAGAAUCAGAAAGUUGUGGCUCUCUUAAUAUCAUUAAUGUAGGAAAAUGGGGCAUGAGACGAAGAACCCGCUCUGCAGGAAAUUUACAUCUGUAUACAAACAAACCUGGAGACAACAAUUCUGAUGCAAGUUCAAGUAGUAACUCCGAAAUUCGUAUCGACAAACAUCGAAACAAACUGGUUAGCUUCCAUCAGUCUGAUUCGGAUGAUAUGUCGUUUAGCAUAACAGUAGCAAAAACAUUAAAUCAAAGAACAUCCCUUAGAAUGAGGCAUCCCAUGUAUAAUUUCUUAAAAGGUGUUAGUCACUGUCUGGAAAGUGACUCAGUAAACGAACAUUCACCCGCACGUCCGAAUAUUAGAAGAAAAAGGAAAUUUAAGAGGAUGAGUGUUGACGAAACACCAAUGCCACCUUGCGGUAAAAGAAAAAGGCCUCAAAGAAUGGAAAUUGCUGAUAAUGGGAAAUCUUCAAGAUACAGUAUAAAAAUUAAGCCAUUACACCAAAGCCUGGUAGACAAAAUUGAAAAGUUUUGUCAUCCAUCCACUGGUGCUUGUAACUCCAUGGAAACUCAGGGUUUUGAUGAAAAUUGCGAAAUAGCAAGUGAAAGUAGCAUAAGCUGGAGUGGAGGUGAAGGCCAUGAAGGAGAUGACGAGCUUACUGAUUGGGGUCCAUCAAUGGAUAGUUCCUCUACUAUGGAUCAAUCAUUUAAUGACUCCGAUCCCAGAGAAAUUAGAGCAGGUUGUCGAAGGUUGGGUGAAGAACGACCUGGUUUCAGUAUAAAUACAAGUGCCAACGAAAGAGUAGCCAAAUUUUUACAAGAUACAUCAAAGUCUGAAUUGAGAUUAUACGGAGCAGAACGUGAUAAAUUAGGUCAGUUGGCGACGUUGUAUUCAUUGGAUCUGUGGUUUGAAAGUCCAAGUGCGUCCUUGCUUCGAAAGACCACUAGAACUCCUUCAAUGCAACCUACACAGCGACAUCAUUCGGCUUUGACAGCAGUACACAAGAAAAUUCGUACUCACAGCCAUCAUAUGAUCUCAUAAUUUCUCAACGUGAUACUUGAAGAAAUGAACUUUUUUUGUUUUGAUAAUUUUUAUUUUUAGAUAGUUGUGUAAGUUACGAGGUCGAAAGUUUUGUAUUUUGUUUGUAUCUAUCCUUUAGCUACUUUAGAAUAUAGAAACACUCACAUUA